Nezara viridula (southern green stink bug) is the source of this 881-nucleotide messenger RNA. The record is from the annotation of a GenBank genome assembly. NCBI's taxonomy places the organism in Eukaryota, Metazoa, Arthropoda, Insecta, Hemiptera, Pentatomidae.
GUCAAAACAAAGAGGAACCCUCCCCCCCUACCACGACGUAGAGGGGCUACACCUCAGACCUCAAGGAGCUAGGCGGUCAGUUCGUAUUCAGCCACUGUAACACCAUGUCUCGUCCCAUCUGGCAGGUUGCUGGGAAACGUGAUCCCGCUCAAGAAGCAGAGGCUCAACAUUGGAUUGAAACUAUAAUUGGAGAACGGUUUCCAUCAGAUUUGCCGUAUGAGCUGGCACUUCGUGAUGGAAUCAUUCUUUGUAAACUGAUGAACCGAUUGAUGCCUGGUUGUAUACAAAAAAUCAACUAUUCAGGUGGAGACUACAAAAUGAUGGAUAAUAUAAACCAGUUUCAGAAAGCUUGUAUUAAAUACGGAUUAGCUGACGUCGAUCUCUUCCAGACGGUGGAUCUGUUCGAUCAAAAGAAUAUUGCCACAGUGACAAUGACCAUUUUCGCUAUUGGAAGAACAUGCUACAAGCACCCGGAAUGGCGCGGACCAUGGCUGGGUCCUAGACCAGCCGAAGAAAACAGGAGAGAAUGGACCGAAGAACAAUUGAGGGCAGGAGAAGGCGUGAUUGGUCUUCAAGCCGGUCAGAACAAGGGGGCCACACAGGCGGGACAGAAUUUUGGUGCUACGCGCAAAAUUUUGCUCGGAAAAUAAAUUUAUUGUCUAUAUAAAAAUGAAGAAAUAAUUGUAAAUUUUAUAUAAACAACAGUAACUAUUCAACUAUUUAUUACAUAUUAUAAAGAUUUGUUGUAAAUGAAUUCUGAUCAAUUGACUAAAAACAUUUUGAUAUGUUAGCCUUAUCUGCGGUUAUAUGAUACAAAUUAUUUAUUUUCAUUAAUUUUUUUAAGUAUUGCUAACUCAAAAUAUAUUCAGUUCAAUUGCUAA